AUGCAAUUAUCAACCAUUCUCACUUGCGCUCUAGCGCUCGGUGCAAGCGCUCAGUCCACUACGACGUACACCGAUUCCAGGUCCGGAAUCACGGUGUCGGGGUAUCAAAGCGCAUCGUAUAUCUUUGGAAUAGCUCUCCCUUCAACGCCCGGAAAAGACUUUAUUGGUAUGCUGGUUGGAAAAGGAAACGGAUGGGCCGGUGUAUCACUUGCUGGCCCGAUGACGGGAGGCUCGCUACUCCUCGUAGCCUGGCCAAAUGGACAAAACAUCUUAUCCUCAUUCCGCAAAGCUACUUCCUACGCCAGCCCGGCCGUUGCCACGGGCAGCUUCUCUGCGGUUCCCAUCGCGAGUGGAACAUACGUCAACUCAACCCACUUUGUUUACACUUUCCUGUGCAAGAACUGCAUAACUGGAGAUAGCAGCACCUUCUCUCCAACUGCCGAGACAGCCAUGCUAGGUUGGGCCCUCUCCACCACAGCACCGAAAACACCAGCCAGCGCCACCACGGCGUUUGGCAAGCAUCAAACCCAAGGCAACUACGGUGUCAGUAUCGCAUCUACAAAGACGGACAAAUAUGAUACUUGGGCUGCUCUUGCCAGCUCUACAACACCUAUGGCAUUCUCAGCAUAG
Molecule: messenger RNA, 630 nt
Organism: Venustampulla echinocandica
Lineage: Eukaryota; Fungi; Ascomycota; Leotiomycetes; Helotiales; Pleuroascaceae
Product: CBD9-like protein
Exons: 2
Coding region: 1-630 (209 amino acids)
Source: RefSeq, a predicted model, not a curated record